Exophiala bonariae is the source of this 1695-nucleotide messenger RNA. RefSeq lists its product as uncharacterized. The transcript is spliced from 4 exons. Gene Ontology annotation, molecular function: transmembrane transporter activity. The record is from RefSeq and is a predicted model, not a curated record. Gene Ontology annotation, cellular component: plasma membrane. Lineage: Eukaryota; Fungi; Ascomycota; Eurotiomycetes; Chaetothyriales; Herpotrichiellaceae. Gene Ontology annotation, biological process: transmembrane transport. Bases 1 to 1695 code for a protein of 564 amino acids.
AUGGCGUCGAUAGUUACUCCUGUUGCUGGGAGUACCAUUGAUUCAAUCGACAUGAUUACAAUGCCUUCUGUUGUUGGCGUUCCCACCAAGGACAGCGAGAUGAAGAGACCUGGAAGUAGCGACGAAGAACGACCUCAACCUGCACAACCACGCAGCACUUUGAAAAUGUUUUCCAUCAUGACUGCUCUUUUUGCUGCGACUUUCAUUUCCGCAUUAAACACAACGAUUGUGGCUACCGCAAUACCUACAAUCUGUGCGGAUCUCAAUUCUGCGGCUGGAUACUCCUGGAUUGGAGCUGCAUACGUGAUUGCAACAACUGCUGUGGGCCCUGUCUGGACAAAAUUGUCAGACAUAUGGGGUCGUAAGCCGAUUUUACUGUUGACCGUUGCCCUUUACUUUGCUAGCUCGACGCUAUGUGCUCUAUCGACCAGCAUGGCCAUGUUGAUCACAGGCCGCGCUCUGCAGGGAGUGUCUGGUGGCGGUGUGGGUUCACUAGUCAGCGUUGUGAUCUCGGAUUUGUUUAGCAUGAGGACCAGGCCACUCUUUCUUGGACUUCUCCAGGUGACUUGGGCCGUGGCUGGUGGUCUUGGUCCUGUCCUUGGAGGUGCCUUUGCUCAGAAAAGUCUCUGGAGAUUUAUCUUUUGGAUAAAUCUUCCUGUUUGCGGAGUAGCUUUCAGCCUUCUAUUGAUCUUCCUUGAUGUCCAUAACCCGAAGACUAAGUUCGUCGACGGUAUCAAGGCUAUUGACUGGGCUGGGAGCCUUUCACUCAUAGGGCUGAUGGUGAUGGUACUCCUUGGGUUGAAUUUUGGAGGAACAACAUUUCCCUGGGGUUCUCCACAAGUGAUCUGCCUGGUCAUCUUCGGUUGCCUGGUGGCCGGGUUGUUCCUCUUCAAUGAAGGCAGAUUUGCACGCCAUCCAAUCAUGCCUCUUGGUCUUUUCCGCCAGAAGUCCAAUACUGCAUGUCUACUGAUUGUUUUCAUUCAACAUUUCGUCCUCACUGCUGCAGAAUAUUAUCUUCCACUUUAUUUCCAGGCUGCGAAAGGGGCUUCACCCCUUUAUUCUGGAGUUCUCCUCCUUCCACUGAUAAUGAUUGAAGCCGCGACAGCCACCGCCUCCGGGAUUUUCAUUCACCAUUUCGGCAGAUAUCUCAACCUCAUCUGGGUUGGCGUAGUUUUCAUGACCCUUGGGAAUGGAUUAUACAUCUAUCUUAGCGCUGCAUCGUCGAUCGGAUCCAUCGCUGCCUUUCAACUCGUGUCCGGCUUUGGAAUCGGCCUCCUCUUCGAUCCUCCCCUUAUCGCGCUCCAAGCGCUCGUGUCUCAAGAUGACGUGGCGACCGCGACCGCGACCCUAGGAUUUAUGCGAGGUACUGGCGUUGCCCUCUCGAUAAUCAUUGGUGGUGUCCUGUUCCAGAAUGGCAUACAGCUUCAAAGCUCGUAUCUACGCGAAAGUGGUCUGCCAAUUAACAUGGUCCAAGAACUUUCAGGCCCUGAUGCAGCAACCAAAAUCGGGUUGAUAAGCACCAUUUCCGACCAGGCGCAAAAGCUGGUGGUCCAACAGGCCUUUGCCUGGAGCUUGAGAAAUCUCUGGAUCACUUGUACGGGGAUUGCAGCCAUGGGGAUUUUCGUCACCGCUUUGGUUAAGCAGAAAGCGUUAGCAAGGGAACAUGUUGAGACUCAAACUGGUAUUAAGAAGUAG